Messenger RNA from Oryzias latipes (Japanese medaka), 2142 nucleotides. RefSeq names its product fibulin 5 (gene fbln5). Lineage: Eukaryota; Metazoa; Chordata; Actinopteri; Beloniformes; Adrianichthyidae. Gene Ontology annotation, molecular function: calcium ion binding. The record is from RefSeq and is a predicted model, not a curated record.
UAAAUAAUCCGUCCAGCCGACGGAUCGCGGCAGAAGUUGCGGAGCGCCUGGUUUGCGUGGAGGCUCUCCUGGUCCGCGCGUGGGACCGCAGCGCCUCGCUCAUGAAAACGUGGUGCCGCGUAAAGGCGCACAGCUGGGAGGGGGGAUCCGGGCGGACGGGGCUUCUGGUUCCUCCAUUCCUUCAGUGAGGCAUGCUCUCUGGAGAACGCGGCCUCGGGUUUGGCUCGGCGCUGCGCGCUCUUCUCCUCGGUUGUUUGGCGCGUUUUUCCAUUUCAAGGCGCCCCCCAACAGCCCUGCGUGGAGGUUUCACGCCGUUUCCGAGUCUUUGCAGGAUGUUGGCUGCCCUGGCGUUCGUUCUGCUCUGCGUCCAGUCUGCUCGCGGACAGGUCUGCUCACCUGGGUUUGCGUUUGAUGACGCCGCUGGACAAUGCAGAGAUGUGGACGAGUGCCUGACCCUGGGGAGGGUCUGCCAGGGGGGCAUGGACUGCGUCAACCGGGUGGGGGGCUACACCUGCGUCCCCAGCGAGGUGUACCAGCGGCCCUACCGGCAGAGCAGCCCGGUUCUGCCUGAGCUGAGCUACCCGGAGCCCUCCGACCCGGUGUCUGACACCUUCCUCCCCGCUCCCCCCAGGUUUGUGGAGCCAAGUUACCCCAGGAUCAGGAACCCGGCGCUAUGCACCCUGGGAUAUGCUCUCGCAGCUGAUGGCACCUGUAACGACAUUGACGAAUGCGAGACAAACUCUCAUCAGUGUCACCGCACUCAGGUGUGCAUCAACACCGCGGGCGGAUACACCUGCACCUGUGCUGAAGGCUACUGGCUGUUCCACGGACAGUGUCAAGACAUUGAUGAGUGUCGCUAUGGUUACUGCCAGCAGCUGUGCGCCAACGCUCCCGGUUCCUACUCCUGCUCCUGUAACCCCGGAUUCGUCCUCAAUCCGGACGGUCGGACCUGUCAGGACGUGGACGAGUGCGAGGAGGAGCCCUGCAACCACGCCUGCUUCAACACCUACGGCUCCUUCAUGUGCAACUGUGACGAGGGCUUCGAGCUGGCUUCAGACGGCACCACCUGCAUGGACCUGGAUGAGUGCAGUUUCUCGGAGUUUCUGUGCCAGCACACGUGUGUGAACAGCGCCGGCUCGUUCUCCUGCGUCUGUCCGCCCGGAUAUUACCUGUACGAUGACGACCGGAGCUGUGAAGAUAUCAAUGAAUGUGACACUGGUAACAACACCUGUACAACAGAACAAGUAUGUUUCAAUUUCCAGGGAGGCUACACAUGCCUGGGUCCGUUACAGUGUGAGCCUCCUCACGUCGCUGUGUCUGACAAUCAGUGCAUGUGCUCAGCUGAGAACCCGGCCUGCAAAGACAGGCCCUUCACUAUUCUGUACCGACACAUGGACUUGCCGGCGGGGCGCAGUGUGCCUGCAGAUAUCUUCCAGAUGCAGGCCACCACGCGUUACCCCGGCGCCUUCUACAUCUUCCAGAUAAAGUCGGGGAACGACGGACGGGAGUUUUACAUGAGGCAAACCAGUCAUGUCAGCGCCACGCUGGUGCUGGUGCGUCCCAUCAAAGGGCCCAAAAAGGUGGUGCUGGACUUGGAGAUGGUCACCGUCAACAACGUCAUCAACUUCAGAGGCAGCUCCAUCAUCCAGCUGACGAUAUUUGUGUCGGAGCAUCCGUUCUGAGAGUCCGGAGCUCGUCAGAGAGUCUUUCUGUUUGUGCUAACGGGACUCUGUCGAGACGGAUCAGAUGAGAACCGAGCCGAGAUCAGCUGAUGGGAUGCUCUCACCCCCCCCCCACCCCCACCCCAUCCCCACACGAUUUACUGGACGUGGAGCCGUCAUACCAACACAGACGGGUAUCUGUGGUGUACAGUUUCUGCCAGCUCCACCUCAGAUGUAACUGAAAUGAGUCUCUGUGUAUAUGCGAGGUUUCCCCAAGCUCUCAGUGAAUGUUGAUGACCUCACUUCAAAGCCGUGGCGGUGAGGGUCUCGCCGCCUCGGAACGCCGUUUGAUCAGCAGGAGCCUCUCUUCCCAGCGCUGGUCUCAUCAUGCGUCUGCUGAAGCGGUCUUAGAAAUUAUGUAACGAGCGUCUUAACUGAAUAAUUGAUCCCCUUUGGGCCAAUAAACGACUUCCCCACUCAG